AUGUCGGAUAUAAGUGAUUCAUCCGCAGUCAACAAAUCAGCCACCAUGCUACAAAUGUACAAGAGGGAGCCCAGCAGAAGAGUGUUUGUAAACAGAAGCCUUAUGCUGGAGAAGGUCAAAUUCUUCGGUUUUGAUAUGGACUACACACUAGCAGCAUACAAGUCUCCCGAGUAUGAAACCCUUGGCUUCAACCUGAUGAAAGAAAAACUGAUGGAGCUGGGCUACCCCGAGGAUAUUAAUGAGUUCCAGUACGACCCGAGUUUUCCCAUCAGAGGCUUAUGGUUUGAUAACCAUUUCGGCACGCUCUUGAAAGUUGAUGGCUUUGGCAACAUCAUGGUCUGUGUUCGAGGCUUCC
This is a messenger RNA of Candidula unifasciata, 355 nucleotides long. The record is from the annotation of a GenBank genome assembly. Lineage: Eukaryota; Metazoa; Mollusca; Gastropoda; Stylommatophora; Geomitridae.